AUGUCUGCUAAUGAUUUUAUUCGAAUUGAUAAAACUCUUAAAAUCGAAGAGGUUGUUUUAGAUGAAGCUGCUAUUAUUGAAGAGGUCCUCCAUCAAUCAGAUUCUGGUAGUAGUGAUGGAGAAAGUGAAGUUGAAAUUGAAAAAAUUUCUCAUACAGUUGUCUUGGAACAAUGUAGUUCGCUAAUACAAUAUGUAGAACAACAAAAACUGGGAAAAUUUGUAAAAGAUCAAGAUUUACCACAAUUGCGAAGCUUGUUAAGACGAAUUCGUCUACACGUAUUCCAAUCAAAAGAGCAAAAAAAG
Molecule: messenger RNA, 303 nt
Organism: Dentiscutata erythropus
Lineage: Eukaryota; Fungi; Glomeromycota; Glomeromycetes; Diversisporales; Gigasporaceae
Source: the annotation of a GenBank genome assembly